Messenger RNA from Pollicipes pollicipes, 1767 nucleotides. Its product is annotated as FERM, ARHGEF and pleckstrin domain-containing protein 1. The record is from RefSeq and is a predicted model, not a curated record. Gene Ontology annotation, molecular function: guanyl-nucleotide exchange factor activity. Gene Ontology annotation, cellular component: cytoskeleton. NCBI's taxonomy places the organism in Eukaryota, Metazoa, Arthropoda, Thecostraca, Pollicipedomorpha, Pollicipedidae. The annotation marks the transcript as partial. The transcript is spliced from 11 exons.
GCGCCGGCCUCCAGGGGUGUCACCGUGCUGGUCCAGAUGCUGGACGACUCGCUGGUGCCCUUCAACAUCCAGCUGAAAUGGCCAGCUAAGGUGUUGUUUGACAUGGUCUGUAAGCAUCUUGGCCUUCUGGAGUCCGACUACUUUGGACUGGAGUACUGCGACAGCGAAGGAGUCAAGGUCUGGCUGGACAUGGAGCGCUCCAUGAGCCGGCAGCCGGACCUCAGCUCGCGCGACCUGGUGCUCUGGCUAUGCGUCAAGUUCUACACGCCCGACCCGGCCAAGCUGGAGGACGAGCUGACGCGCUACCUGUUCUCGCUACAAAUCCGGCGAGACCUGGCGCAGGGCCAGCUCAGGUGCAACAGCAAGACCACCGCCGUGUUGGCCAGCUACAUCAUACAGUCCGAGCACGGCGACUACGAGCCGGCCGAACGGCCCGGCUGGUACCGCGUGCUGCCCGGCCAGGACGCCGAGCUGGAGCGGCGCAUCGUGGAGUCGCACCGGCGCCUCGCUGGCCAGCCGCCCAGCGAGGCGGAGCUCAACCUGCUGGAGACGGCGCGCCGCUGCGAGCUCUACGGCAUGAAGAUGCACCCGGCCAAGGAUCACGAGGGAGUGCCGCUUAACCUGACCGUGGCCCACAUGGGUAUAGUAGUGUUCCAGCACCUGUGCCGAAUCAACACAUUCUCCUGGGGAAAAAUCAGGAAGAUAUCCUUCAAGCGACGUCGAUUUCUCGUCAAGCUGCAUCCGGAUGGCGCGAGAUAUUACAAAGACACGGUGGAGUUCUUCUUCGAGAGCCGCAAUCACUGUAAGAACUUUUGGAAGAAGUGUGUGGAGCACCACGGCUUCUUCCGCUGUCUGGAGGCCCGCCAGGGCGGCCGCUCCAGACCCAGCGUCAUUCCCAAGGGCAGCUCCUUCAGGUUUACUGGACGAACGCAGAAGCAGGUUGCUGAGUUCGCGAGGGAAAGUUUUUCCAAACAGCAUGUUUUUAAUAGGUCUCAGUCGUUCCGCACCACGUCCAGCAGCGUGAGGUCCAGCAGUCUGAGGAAUGUCGGCACUUCCCUGUCGGCCAACCCCCUUAUCCCUAUCGACAUGGAGAACGACCAGUGCGAGCGGACGCCCGUAUCGCUGUCGUUCGGCUCAGUAACGCUGACAUCAUCCAUGACGCCGCGCUCGCCGCCGUCGCUGACGGACCACGACACGGGCGAGCUGGACACCACGUCACGAGGCGAGGCCACCACGUCAGCCGCCUCGUCGCUGCCGGCGGCGCGGCCCGGCCAUCUCUCGCCCGACAGCGAGCUCUCGAGCGCGCCGACCGACUCGUUCGGGCCGGCGGCGCGGCGGCCCGCUUCUCGGCUCUCGCGCAGCAGCCCCAGCCUCUCGGAGACGCCAGAGGAGUCGGAGCGUGCGGGCGCCGGGCGCCGGCUGCCCUGCCGGCGCCAGCUCAGCCGCGACUCCUCCAGCCUCAGCUCGGUGGUCGAGAUCAACACGGUGAUCGACCGGCGCCAGCUGCUCGACGACACGGUGUCGCACGACUCGUACGACCUGCUGGAGCCGGGCCUGCGGCCGGCCGACUGGGGCCUGCCCGGCGCCUCGGAACACGGCGAGUACCAGCUGGCCGCGGAGACCGGCCAGGAGGAGUGGCUGCAGGUGCGCUCUGUGCCCGGCACCCUGGAGCGCGUGGUGCUGCAGCGGCUGUGGCGCGUGCUGAUGAUGCACCUAUAUGGGCCGAGCGACAGCACGAGGGUACUGUUCACGUCGCCCUCAAAGUAA